UGAUAAAUCAAAAAUUCAACAACUUUUUAACAAAAAUUUUUUGUGUUCAAGUGUUUUAUAAAAAUUUGUCAAGCUGUACGCGACAGGGCAUCACGAUAUGUUGACCAUGGAAACAGACUUAAAAGGCGGCAGUCUACAUGCGACAAUGCCGCCGCAACACAGUGGUUUACAUAGUGCAUAUGGGACGUUAAGCUCAUUAGGCCAUGCCCCAACAAUGAGUUUAGCUCAACAUCAUGCUCAAGCCAUGGCACAUCAUCCACAUCAAUUAACGGGUUUACAUCCGUCACAUCAACAAUCACAACCACCAUCAAAUCAAUUAAGUGGAUUGCAUCAACCACAAAAUAGUCAACCGCCAUCAAAUAAUCAAUCACAUCAUCAACAAAGUGGUCCAGGUGGUGGUAGUGGCGGACCUGGAUCCGGUGGAUCCGUAAAUCCGCAUCAACCACAACAGUCGAUUACAACAUCACAUAAUAAUAACUCAAGCGCCAAAAAUCAAAAUAUUGAUCGUGUUAAACGGCCAAUGAACGCGUUUAUGGUAUGGUCACGUGGCCAACGAAGAAAAAUGGCACAAGAGAAUCCCAAAAUGCAUAAUUCUGAAAUAUCAAAACGUUUGGGUGCUGAAUGGAAAUUAUUAUCGGAAACAGAGAAGAGGCCUUUCAUCGAUGAAGCAAAACGAUUACGUGCUGUACAUAUGAAAGAGCAUCCUGAUUAUAAAUAUCGUCCCCGACGGAAAACAAAGACAUUAUUAAAGAAAGAUAAAUAUCCAUUAGGUUCCUCAGGUUUAUUGCAAUCAGAGCAAUCAAGAACCGCAGCAGCAGCACAACAAGCGGCCGCCGCUCGUGAUAUGUACCAAAUGCCUAACGGUUAUAUGCCUAAUGGCUAUAUGAUGCAUGAUCCAUCGGCGGCUAGUUAUCAACAACACGCGUAUAAUACUCACAUGGCUGCAAGUCAAGCGUACCCUAGAUACGAUAUGGGACAAAUGCAACAUUCCCAUUACAUGAAUGGUGGCUAUGGAAGUAUGUACGGCACAGCCACAACGGGCACAACAGUUCCAGGUGGUGCUGGCUCACCGUAUGGUAUGCAACAAGCUGGUUCAUCACAUAGUCCUAGUGGGUCCAGUGUAAAAUCUGAACCUGUAUCCCCAUCAUCCGGUUUACAUACACCUACACCAUUACCACCAAAACGUGAUUAUCAAGCACAAGUAAUGUCCCAACAACCACCACCCCAACAACAGGGUGAUUUACGGCAAAUGAUUUCAAUGUAUUUACCUACCGAUGUAAAUACAGCCCAACAUAUGCAACAAUACGUACAUCAAGGUUCACCCGAUUUACAAGGUCCAGGUCCAGGUCCUUUAGCACCAGCCUUAGCGCAUAUGUGAGAACCACUUUACGGCGGUGGACCACACUCGCCAGAACUAGAUGGAAUCCCGCCAUUAAUGCAAUGUGGAGGUCCCGAGUAGUGUGAACUUUUUUUUAAAUAAUUUUUUUUGCAAAUUUG
Molecule: messenger RNA, 1497 nt
Organism: Chrysoperla carnea
Lineage: Eukaryota; Metazoa; Arthropoda; Insecta; Neuroptera; Chrysopidae
Gene: SoxN
Product: transcription factor Sox-2
Exons: 1
Coding region: 98-1378 (426 amino acids)
Biological process (GO): anatomical structure morphogenesis; cell differentiation; regulation of DNA-templated transcription
Molecular function (GO): DNA-binding transcription factor activity, RNA polymerase II-specific; RNA polymerase II cis-regulatory region sequence-specific DNA binding
Source: RefSeq, a predicted model, not a curated record